Molecule: messenger RNA, 330 nt
Organism: Metarhizium acridum CQMa 102
Lineage: Eukaryota; Fungi; Ascomycota; Sordariomycetes; Hypocreales; Clavicipitaceae
Source: RefSeq, a predicted model, not a curated record
AUGCGCACUCCUCAGCUUCUUGCACUGGCCGUGGCAUUGGCCACUUCGACCAUGGCCAACCCGGUUCCCAACCCGGCUGCCGCUGAUGAACCUGCGUGCACCACAACCAUGAUCAUGGGUCCAAAAUGGACAUCCGGCCCUACUAGAACCGUUUGGACCUCGACUACCACUGCCACAUCGGAAGUUGACUGUGGCGGCUGCAACGACGUCACGCAGUCUACCUUGUUCUUGGGAGUAGGUCCCGUCGUCGAAUUCACCACGACCACUACCAUGGCAGAACCAAGCACCACUACCGCGUACGCGUGCGCAGCGUCCGCUGCGAAUCAAUAA